AAUUCGCUCAUUAUAAAAUGCCAGCUCUUCUAUCUCCCCGACUUAUCUCCCCGCUAUUCCUCUCCUAGAUCCGGUUGUUGAAGGUCGUCGAUUCUGUGUUGAGAGCGAGCAGCAUGGUUCGGGGGACUCUUGAGGUUCUUCUCGUGGGGGCCAAGGGCCUCGAGGACUCCGACUUUCUCAAUAAUAUGGACCCUUAUGCCAUCCUGAUAUGUCGCACUCAGGAGCAGAGAAGCAGCACUGCAACAGGCAAAGGGAGUGAGCCUGAAUGGAAUGAAACGUUUGUGUUCAAUGUCUCCGAUGAUGUUCCCGAACUCGCCAUCAAAUUAAUGGACAGUGAUACUUUCUCAGAUGAUUUUGUUGGAGAAGCAAAAAUUUCCUUGGAGCCGCUCUUUUCAGAAGGAAGGAUUCCUCCUACCAUAUACAAUGUUGUGAAGGAUGAAGAAUAUCGCGGGGAAAUUAAAGUUGGCCUCACCUUCAUUCCAGAGGAAAAUAACCACAGGUUUGCUGAAGAGAACUACGGGGGCUGGAGGGAGUAGUCUUUUGAAUCGGAACAAAUCUGGAUCUUAAUAUCUGCCUUUUUAUCUCAUUCCUGAUGUAAUGCUCUCUAAACUUCUCAUGGAUAUUUUUUUGCACAACAGCUUUUAUAAACACAGACAGCAAAAGACAGUUUCCAUUUUAGCCAUCGUACAAUUUUGGUUUUUCUUUCAUUUCUUAUCUUCUCCAAUCUGUGUCUGUAAUAGAGAGAAGAUUUUUUUAUCAUCCAGAUUUUGUCUUUUAUGCAUCAGCAUUUGAUCAACAGUUUCAUUGAACUUAUUCCUGUUCUUUUAA
Molecule: messenger RNA, 828 nt
Organism: Phalaenopsis equestris
Lineage: Eukaryota; Viridiplantae; Streptophyta; Magnoliopsida; Asparagales; Orchidaceae
Product: elicitor-responsive protein 3
Exons: 5
Coding region: 114-536 (140 amino acids)
Source: RefSeq, a predicted model, not a curated record